AUGACGUCGCCCAAGUGCGCGCCGCACAAGCACCAACACGGGGACAGUCUGCAGAAACCGGUGGAGAACCGUGACCGCCGGUACAAGGAAGGUCUGCGUGAGCUAGUGCAUUACAAGGACGGGCACAAGGAGAGUCUACAGAAACCAGAAUACAAUAGGACAGCCCCUGUUGACAAAACUCAGAGGGCAGCCAAGGAAAGGGGCGACAGCCCGAAUCACACGACCGUGCAGAGGCAAGAAAGGCCGAGUUUGCAAAAACCGAGUUUUGAGAAGUGGGACCCGUUCCGACCGAGACGGACGAGGCAAGUGCAUCCCGACGGCAGCCACAGCUGCAGUGUGGUCACACCGGGGUCUGGAGCGAAGGGGCCUCAUCGAGGGGUCAAGGGGACCCGCGGGACAGAGGGGGUCCGCGGGGCAAAGGAGCCGGCAGGGUGCGCCCUGUCGAAACGGUCACAGGAGGAGUACGCGUGGCUCACGGAGCGACUGGGCGAGCAGGGAAAGAAAUGCCGGGCAUAUUCGGGGCGUUGCUCGCAGGUUGAGCACAGCACUGAAGCUGCCAGGUUUGAGGAGAUGGCUGAACAAGCAACGCGGCUGCAGGUGCUACUGGAGAUGGCGCAGAGGCAGGGGCACCGCCCCCCACACACACCCUCACGCGCGAGGACUCUGCACGUGCCCAGGGUCAACCCUGACCUGGCUGCUGGUGACCUCUUGGUGACCGUGUUCCGGGGUCACGACCUUUGCCCCCCCUCCACUCCAGGUGUGGCGAAGCAUGGACUGCACGCAUUCGUAAAAAUCGAGGUGCCCCUGCCAUGCCCGAAGGCGUCCCAGAGGGAGAAGACGGGCACGCAGAGCGGCACGUGCCCAGAGUUCAACGAGAGCUUCAAGUUCACUCUGCAGCGUGGGUCUCUUGGGUUCCUCAACGCUGUGCGCCAAGGAGACAUCUCCUUCCUGCUACUCCACAAGGGCCCACUGGGAAGUGAGUGGGCUCUGGGGGAAGCUGUGCUGGGGCUUCGCGCUCUGCUCGGUCGCUGUGAGGUGACGGCGACCUUACCGCUCCGAAGGUCGGGCCGGGAGGGGGAGGGGUCGCGGGGGGCGGCGGGCUCCGUGGACGUGCGGGUGCGCGCGCGUUCACCCCUGGGGGGCGGCUGGGACCUGGAGGAGGUGGAGGAGGAGUGGCUGCAGCUGAACCCCGUGCACACGCAUGUGAUACUGUCCGGCAGGGGCGUGGAAAUUGAUCCCAGCAGCCUGGACGUGGCGAGCGUGGAGGUGCUCGCUCUGGAGCGGAAGCUGCUCGAAAGUCAGCUGGCGGUGUACCUGGAGAUGGGGCGCACGCCCUCGCCGGCGCUGGCGCAGCGCUUCAUGCUGCUGGGCCGGCAGGAGGAGUGGCUGAGGAGUCAGCUGGAGGCCGGCGACGACACGACGGUGCACGACUACGUGGCGUGGCUGAUGGUGCUGGCCCGUCGCUACUGCGAGGAGGUGCGCCGGAGGAGACGUCUCGGGGUCGACGAGGAGGAGGGUGCUCGCCUCGCCGCUGCAAAGCACCGUGCCGUCCUCGCAGAGAUCUCUCUCUACAAGCGGUGAACGUCGCCGAUCAUGAUGGUAUCGUCGUGACGAUGGGUGGCAUCACUAUGACGACGGCUGGGAUCGCCGUGGUGACGGGGAUCGGCGUGACAACGGGGAGAUCGCCGUGACGACAGGGAUCGCCGUGGUGAAGGAGAUCGGCGUGACAACGGGGAGAUCGCCGUGACGACGGGGAUCGUCGUGGUGACGGGGAUCGCCGUGACGACGGGGAGAUCGCCGUGACGACGGGGUGAUCGCCGUGACGACGGGGAGAUCGCCGUGACGACGGGGAUCGCCGUGACGACGGGGUGAAGUGUGUCCCUACGAAUACCAGUUCCCUCUUUCCCGGCGGCACUGAGAAUGGUGGAGUCUUUUUAGCCGCGGCAGAAAAAAAUUUGUAAAUAGUUUAUGGUCCUGUGGAACUGUGGUCAUUUAUAUUUUGUUGAUACUUAGAGCAAACAGUGUCAAUAACGAAUUAAAUAAUGGUUGGAUUUUUUUGUACAAAAUGUAAAUAUUUAAGGCACAGUGCUGGUGUAAAUUAUGAAUGUUUAUUUAUUGUUGGGAGCAAGGUCAUUGCACAGGGACACGCGCGCCCACGCAUGCAGACGAGAAUCACCUGCGUGUGCACGCACACAAAGACAAAGAUCCCCCGUGUAGCCUUAACAGACCGUUGGGACAAGUGCUGUUAGCGAGCGCCUAAUAAAGGGCUGGCACGGCACACGAGGGGUUGGGUGGCCAGCACCACGCCCGGCCACCUUUGUCACCCUAGUGACAAUGUUUUAAACACAGCACCAGGUAUUAUUCAUUUGAGGCCGAGUCACCCUAGGGGAGCCCCAGGCCCGGUUGAGAUAAUCGUCACUGGUAGAGGCCGUGAGCGGGAAUCUAUCUCGUGUCGCCGGGGUUUGGAGCGCAACACUCGCCGCACGCGCACGCACGCACGCAACCAUACGCGUGCAUACGUGAGUAAGCAGGCAAAUGCGUACAGAUGUGCCCACACACACACACAAGUUACGUUUAUUUGUUUAACCAGGGUGAGACUCAUUUGCAAGAGUGACCUGGGCGUACACACUCGGAUACACAAUUGCACACCCAUAAAUGUGCACGCACUCGCCCAUAUAUGCUUGUCACUCAAGUGACGGUGAUGCCAAGAAGCUAUUUUUCGUGCCAAGCUCGGUGCACGGGUGAGGACACGUGAAGUGUCGAAGGGCCUCGCUCGGUGUGGUAGGAGGUCACGGCACAGGCCAAGAAGGUAAAUUUUCCGAGAUUAUCUAACUAAACACAUUCCUGCGGAGGGAGCUGGUAGGAACGUUGGGUUGCUCGGUCAAUGGCCAGGGUCAACGGCGGCGUGGUGUAUUCCGCAAAUAUGCCCGACUGUGAGGGCGGGCACAAGCCGGCGUGAGUAGGUUAAACGUUGAGUUUUAUAAGGGCACCACGGGGUGACCAGCCCCUCCCCACCCA
Molecule: messenger RNA, 3018 nt
Organism: Lethenteron reissneri (Far Eastern brook lamprey)
Lineage: Eukaryota; Metazoa; Chordata; Hyperoartia; Petromyzontiformes; Petromyzontidae
Product: coiled-coil and C2 domain-containing protein 1A-like
Molecular function (GO): DNA-binding transcription repressor activity, RNA polymerase II-specific
Source: RefSeq, a predicted model, not a curated record